Molecule: messenger RNA, 1776 nt
Organism: Myotis myotis
Lineage: Eukaryota; Metazoa; Chordata; Mammalia; Chiroptera; Vespertilionidae
Product: ATP-binding cassette sub-family A member 8-B-like
Exons: 13
Coding region: 1-1761 (586 amino acids)
Biological process (GO): lipid transport; transmembrane transport
Cellular component (GO): intracellular membrane-bounded organelle; membrane
Molecular function (GO): ATP binding; ABC-type transporter activity; ATP hydrolysis activity
Source: RefSeq, a predicted model, not a curated record
AUGAUUUCCAAAGGAAUAAGAAAUGUUACAAAAGAAUAUAAAGGAAAGCUUGAUAAUGUAAAAGCUUUGAAAGAUCUGGCAUUUGACAUAUAUGAAGGCCAAAUCACUGCAAUACUUGGUCACAGUGGAGCUGGAAAAUCAACACUAUUGAACAUUCUUAGUGGGUUAUCUGUUCCCACCAAAGGUUCCGUCACCGUGUACAGUAAUAAACUUUCAGAAAUGGCUGACCUAGAAAAUAUCAGCAAGCUCACUGGAGUUUGCCCGCAGUCCAAUGUGCAAUUUGACUACCUCACUGUAAGAGAAAAUCUCAGACUCUUUGCUAAGAUAAAAGGGAUUCCACCACAGGAAGUGGAACAAGAGAUACAAAGAGUUGUGCUGGAGCUGCAAAUGGACAGUAUUGAAGACGUCCUUGCUCAAAACUUAAGUGGUGGACAGAAAAGAAAACUCACUUUUGGGAUUGCCAUUUUAGGAGAUCCUCAGAUUUUCCUAUUGGAUGAACCAACUGCUGGGUUGGAUCCCUUUUCAAGGCAUCAAGUGUGGAACUUGCUGAAAGAACGGAAAAUGGACCGUGUGAUCAUUUUCAGUACCCAGUUCAUGGAUGAGGCUGAUAUCCUGGCUGAACUUUAUGAGAACCUUGAUCUCUCUCCUGACCUGGGAAUUGAAAAUUAUGGUGUUUCAUUGACAACCUUGAAUGAGGUGUUCCUGAAACUAGAAGGAAAAUCAACUGUUGAUGAACCAGGUAUUGCCACAUCUGGGGAAGUACAAGCAGAAGGAGCUGGAGACACAGAAAGACUUGUUGAGAUGGAACAAGUUCUCUCUUCACUUAGUGAGAUGAAAGAAACAGUAGGUGGCAUGGCUCUGUGGAGACAGCAAAUCUGUGCAAUUGCAAGGGUCCGCAUAUUAAAGCUAAAGCAUGAAAGAAAAUCUCUUUUAUCACUGCUAUUGGUUCUAGGAAUCGGAUUUAUUCCUGUUCUGUGGGACUUCAUCAUCUCAAAAACAUAUGAUGUCAGUUACACAUGGGAACUUUCUCCCCAUUUAUACUUCCUUUCUCCUGGACAACCACCACAUGAUCCUCUCACUCAAUUAUUAAUCAUCAAUAAUACAGGGGCAAGCAUUGAUGACUUCAUACAUUCCGUGGAGCUUCAAAACAUAGCUUUGGAAGUGGAUGCAUCUGGAAAUAGAAAUGGCGUAGACGAUACAUCUUAUAAUGGAGCCAUCAUAGUGUCUGGUCAUGACAAGAAUUACACAUUUUCAUUAGCAUGCAAUACCAAGAGACUGAAUUGCUUCCCAGUUCUUAUGGAUAUUAUUAGUAAUGGGCUGCUUAGAGUGGUUAAACCAUCAGCACAUAUUCAAACUGGGAAAAGUACGUCUAUGCUGAAUCUGGAUAAUCCAUUUUUCUUCAUGACGCCUUCCUUGCUCUGCCUGUUUUUGUCAUCCAGUUGUGCUCCUUACAUUGCCAUGAGCAGCAUGGAUGAUUAUAAGAACAAAGUGUGGUCCCAGCUUCGCAUUUCCGGGCUCUUCCCUUCCGCUUACUGGCUUGGGCAGGCGUUGGUGGACGUCCCACUAUACUGGCUGAUGUUCCUUCUAAUAUAUUUGUUGGACAUUAUUUUAAGCCCCGGAGAUUCCAUAAUUGCAUUUGUAAAUCCGGUUAUGUAUGUAAGUUACAACAUUCAUCGAAUAAAUUAUCAUUGUAUGACAUGGUUAGAAACGUUGAAAAUGCAAACUGUUUUCAUUGAUAGUCAAAUGGUCAUAAAUUAUUAAUAACUAUAAGACCUG